AUGGACCACCCCGUGAAGCUGUACCACUCGCAGCGGGAACCGGAGCGGGGACCGCAGCCGCAGCGUGAUCAGGGAGCAGCGGGACUGCUUAUAACGGAGCAGCAGGCCGGGUCCGCGGACGAUGGAGGGGUACACCGAGACUCUGUAACAGGGAUGGCGCAGAACGAGUUGAAAAAAGGGCCGGCGGACGCAGGGGAAGGAGAGGAACCAGUGCGCGGGGAGGAGGGAGGGGCGGAGGCGGAGGGGGAGGGGGAGGCGGAGGCGGAGGGGGAGGCGGAGGCGGAGGGGGAGGCGGAGGGGGAGGCGGAGGGGGAGGCGGAGGGGGAGGCGGAGGGGGAGGGGGAGAGGGAGGCGGAGUGCGGGGUGGAGGAGGAGCGGCGGGCGGGGGAAGGGUGGAACGUCACGGGGGCAGCGAGGUUCGGGCGAGUGAAGGUGGAAGGCGCGGGCGCGGAGAGGGCUCUCGCCAACCAGCGCACGUGCUUCUCCGUGACUGCCUCGUGCAAUCAAUCACCCCUCUCCACUCUCCAUCGCCCCUCUCCACUCCAUCGCCCCUCUGCUUUCUCCUGCAGGCAGCGGGCGUUCUUCGUGGCGCUACUCGCCUUUCACACCCUCGCCAACCGCUCCUCAGAACCUAACGGUGCCGCCUCCUCUCUCCCGACGGAGUCACCCUCUUCCGCCGCUGCCACCGCCACCACUACCACGAUCAAUACCAACAUUAUCAGCGGCAGCAGCAGCAGCAGCAGCAGCAGCAGCAGCAGCAGCAGCAGCAGUGCCAGCAGCAGCGGUGGUGGCAAGAGCAGCACCAGUGAUGACGUGGCGAGGAGGUGGAGAGCUUUUCGGAAAACGGCAAGAGUGACAGAGGCGCCGGCAUGGGAUGAUGCUGUGAACGGGUGGACAGACUUGCGACUGGCAGCUCGAGUCACGUACCGCCCCGCCUCCUCCUCCCACCAGGUGCUCUCCUCUCUCCCUCUCUCUUUCUCAAGUGGUGCUUCCGUGUUGAUGCAUGGCUCAUACAGCAUAGAGGUGUGCUUCACAGCGCCCUUCCCCGGCCCCUACCUCCUCUCGCUGCAUCUGCUCGCCACCAAUGCCUGUCAGCUGCGCACGGGUCUCAACCGUGCCUACAACCACGGCUACCAAAACUAUCGCCUGGUGGCCCUUCGCCAGCUGCAGGUCACCAGCCCCCAGCCCUACUCCCCAGACGCGCUUAGAAACAACCUCCCCUGGUGCACGCCUGCCUUGCUGCGCUCGUCUCGCAACGAGGGCUACUGGAAGGACCAGCAGUGGCGCCCCCACGCGUGCCGCCUCAAGGCCGUUCAGCCCUCUGAUGCCCUCCAGUGCUUCCACCGCAAGCAACGCGUGCUGCUCAUGGGCGACUCAGAGAUGCGCUACUUGUUUGGCUUCCUACAGGUGUUCCUUCACGCACGCUCGCGCGCGGCCUUUGUUGAGUCCGAGAAGGUCGACAUGAAGGGUUUCUACGGGUUCAACCACGACUUUCCCCGAGGCUGGAGCCCGUUCAAUGCGGGCGGGAGGAGAGGGUUCGAGAAGCUGUUGCGCAUGCGUGUGCGCGUGUCAGUGCGUGCACCCCAUCUUGCUAACACCUACUACCACGGAGCGCUCUAUAACGGCUUUGUGCGUGCCAG
Molecule: messenger RNA, 1640 nt
Organism: Closterium sp. Naga37s-1
Lineage: Eukaryota; Viridiplantae; Streptophyta; Zygnematophyceae; Desmidiales; Closteriaceae
Source: the annotation of a GenBank genome assembly